AUGAGUCAAUAUACCACACGAGAGGAGAGGAAGACGCUGUUCUCCUCCCGCCCCUCGCCCUCGUCAUUGCUCUCCUAUCCAUGUGUCAUUGCGAAGCAGGACACUAUAAGCACCACUGGAAAGGCCCUGCGCCACGCAUCGACCGCUGGUGAUGAAUAUUUGACUGGUAUUAGUUUCCCUAGCUGGCCGAGCAAUAUACUGACGUCGACUUCUCAAAACUCAGCACAUCCCCGCCAUUCCCCUACUAUCCCAAAACGGAAUCAACGUCCAGAGGCGGAUACCUCGGUCGUAUUAGGCAGCGAUGAGGGGCUAGCAGCGCAGUGGACAUCGGCUCGGGUUGUGCGCGAGACUCAGGUCGUCACGCUUCCGGACUCAAUGACCAAUGUCUCCGACGCAAGAAGUAGGGAAUACCUGCUACGGGAUAUAUCAGCGCGACAACUCCUCUACUUGAAACCUCUACUUGAAACGACAACCACAGACCACGCGUGGCUCAACUCCCCUCAAAUAGAUCUUUCUCAAGAAAGUCGGCUACAAACCAAUGCUGGCACGGCGGCAACAGGCUGGAGAAGUCUAUCUAGUGCGGGCAUCGGUCGCAGUGAUGAUUUCGGGUUAGUGGCGCGCUAUGUCACAAGCCUCGAGCUCCUAGUGAUGCUCAAAGCGAAAUUCACAUUGUGUGGAUUUAGUAAAUGCCUAGCGACGCAAUUGUUGCAGUCAUCGGUGGCUAUGGGUACUAGAGGUGGUGGUGAUUCUCCUUCUCCCCGCUCCGCGCGCGGCGAUGUCCCGAGGUCGGGCCACGAAUACCCGUUAACUCCCACGUCCACGGAAAGGCACCACCGCUCUCGUGAACUCAAGCGCACUCGUAGUAUUGAUGGCGACAGGGGCCUUGUCAAACGAAAGAAGGCUGACACUUCGCCUCCCAACCAUACUCAGAACCGGACCCGUCAGUGGGUUAGUCGGCAUCAAAGGCGCGGAGUUGGGCAAUAUGCCGUUAAUCGUCGUCCGUUAAGGUAUGACCCCAGCGUUGACAACAACGUGGAUCGCGAAAUGCAGGUCAAUGUAGACGCCGCUCCUCCCGUUCAUAUCGAAGAGCGAACGCUUCAAUGGGUGGCGGAACAAGGGACCCUUAAGCGCUCGUGUCCAUUUGAAGACUCCGGGCUGCCUUACAAGCGAUCGAAGCUGGGCAGUCUCUUUCCCCCAAUUCUUCCGAUAUCACUCCCGCGUGUUAUAAGGCUGAGGCGACAUGAUGCUAUCCCUUCACUCCCGGCAGGCUUUUGCCCGUUUCAGACCCUACCCAUCGAAGUAAUGCUUCAAGUGUACGACAACCUUGACUUGGACUCGAGGCUCACCGCAGCCCAAGUUUGCCGUAAUACAGCUGCAGCAGUCGCCCGACUCAUACCUCAUCCGGCUGGCCUCAAGGACAGGUACAUAUCUGUUUCCCUGCUGAACAUCCGGCUCCUCGUAGUAGCUGCUCGGUUGCAAACCCUUCGACUAGAUGCUUACUUGGCAUGUCACUUCCCUGAUGAUAACGACACCGCUUUGCUAUUCGUUGUCCGCGGUCUAGCUCUCGUCGCGGAAUUUGUACCGGGAGAUGCUACCAUGAGCAUCACGUUCUAUCCUUCCGCUAUCCCAUGUAUUGCGCGUCAGGGCUUUACAACUCUCAUUCGCAGCAUUCACUGCGGGGGAUUUCAGAAUCUCGCUAUCCAUGACGUGCCAGCCUUAGAACCUCCUUCGCGUUUACAACGAAAUAGCAUCAUCACCAGCCUCAGCGCUAGCUCCUACCGCGAACUCACGUUAUCUACCGUUGCCUUUCAGCCUGGGAUCGCUUUCACGACUCGGCAGAUCCUAAACAGCAGCUCAUCGAUACAGUGUCUAUCUCUAGCCUCUGUUCGGCUUAAACCCUCCCAGUGGAAGGCGCUUCUGGAGCCCUUGACCAUUCGUGACCUGGACGAUUUCUCCGUUCCUGCCAGCUGCCCAUCGACCACCAUUCAGAAGUUUCUGGGACGACAUCCUUCGAUGUCGUAUCUGAACAUAGAGCAACAUGGCGAUCAAGAACUGACUUCUUGGCCGGCAAAUUUUCGAAUCCCCAAUGCGUUGGCCUCCUUUGCCGCACCGCUUUUUGUCUGGAAACGUAUAGGCAACCUCAGCAGCGUGUCCACAUUGUUCCAUGCAUCAGUAUACCUCUCCACCAAUAGGCGAUCCGACGUCGACUACUUUGCCGACAUCCAAACGGCUUUGUUGAAGUGCAAACAUAUCAGGUGUAUGACAGUCACCCUCCCGCCAAAGAUGGUUAACUGGCGGAACACUCCUGGCGUCGAUACGGGUGUCGACAUCACGUUUAAGCCUCUCAUUGGGCUUUGGAUCGGUCAUUUCCCGGACCUGCGCACCUUCAGGUUUCGAGCCUUUACAGCGGGGCUGGGGCCGAGCCGCGAGAACGCUUUGCGAUCAAUCGAGGCUGAGCUUCGAGAUAUUGCGCGUAUUAACGAACAUCCGCCAGUGGAUCAGGUAUCAGGGAUGACGUUGAUCAGCCAGUGGCUGUACCUCAUCGCAGUUCCCUAUAUUGCGGUGGUGAGCGGAUUUUCAGGGAUUCCCACGGCUUUCUCACCACCACCACCACAUUCGUUUGCUCGUCGCCCUCGACGGACAUUGGGCCUCCGCCUCCGCCCUCACCCCCGCCUCGCUGCCUUUCGCACGUACCCUGGGGGAGAGGCGACACCUCCGCAUCUGCCUCGUUGCCCCCUCCGCCCCUCGUGGCCACUCCCUGCUGCUGAUCUGUGUUCGCAGUGGGGACUGUCUGCGUGUGAUCGCAAUACACCUACCCAUUUUCGUCCCAUUCAUCCUGCAAUUUUCGAUCCCCCGGAAGCUCCUUGUCCCUCGGCGACUUCUACGCUCAGAGUGAAGAUUCCCAACAUCGGAUACGAGAAGUUCAUUCUCAUGCAUGAAACGGAAUUACUGGAGAGGGCGAGUUUGUCAUACUCACAGUGGACUGAAAUUAAGUUCACAGCUUUGGAAUUUGCCAACCUUUAUUUAGACAAGGGGAGACGGUACGAAGAGCAGAGCACGGUUAAGAUAGCCAUUGUCGUCCAAAAAGUUACAAUGAAGCUACCCUACCUCCACAACUGGGAGGGUCAGUGGCCCGUUCGCGUCUUCCUGCUCCGUCUCUUGACUGGACGGUUUUGGACCCCAGACUCAAAGGAGGCAGGCCUUCCCGCCCCAUUCGUGUUUAGUGCGGAUUCGGCACCAAUUGUAGCUGUUAAAUCACACCCGUACUGCUGCAUUGAAGCCAGUGGCACCACAUCCGGUAACUCCGCAGUCGAGGGUGGAUCCGGUGGAUCCGGUGACUCCACGACUACUAGCACAGCCAACGUUAUCACCAACACUGGAGAUAAGCUGGCGGAAUUUUUAAAGAACAAGUGCAUGACUGAUCUCAGCGGUUAUCAGGAUGAGCUUGGAAUGCUUGGCAUCACCUGCAUUGAGGACCUGAUGUUGUUAUGUGUCAUGGGCCGUCGGAUCACUUUAGUUAUUCUGGCUGGUGCCGCCCAAAAUGAAGGCCGCCAUCAAGGCCCUCACUGA
Coniophora puteana RWD-64-598 SS2 is the source of this 3570-nucleotide messenger RNA. RefSeq lists its product as uncharacterized. Gene Ontology annotation, molecular function: protein binding. Lineage: Eukaryota; Fungi; Basidiomycota; Agaricomycetes; Boletales; Coniophoraceae. The record is from RefSeq and is a predicted model, not a curated record. The transcript is spliced from 20 exons. Bases 1 to 3570 code for a protein of 1189 amino acids.